AUGCCAUAUAAUCGUCACUUUACUUGUUCCGUUUCACCUCUAAUUACAGCUAUUUUUCACCCUAUUACAGUCGCGACUCUUCUUUUUUCCUCUGGUGCUGCUUCUCCCGCUUAUGCUUUAUCUUCUUUUACACACGGAAGACUCCCAUCCCUUACAAUGACUUUAAGGACAACUGCUCACCCAUUAUACCUACCUAAUUAA
Messenger RNA from Diversispora eburnea, 201 nucleotides. Lineage: Eukaryota; Fungi; Glomeromycota; Glomeromycetes; Diversisporales; Diversisporaceae. The record is from the annotation of a GenBank genome assembly.